Molecule: messenger RNA, 2562 nt
Organism: Lycium barbarum (goji berry)
Lineage: Eukaryota; Viridiplantae; Streptophyta; Magnoliopsida; Solanales; Solanaceae
Exons: 5
Coding region: 1457-2386 (309 amino acids)
Source: RefSeq, a predicted model, not a curated record
GUCUGAAUCUGAAUGGUUCAGAUUUCAGCCCAUUAAGUGCAUUUGUUUUUUUUUUAAAUAGUCUCUUAAUACAUCUGAAAACAUCUGACUCGGUCAGAUUUCAAAAAGAAUCUUAAUGGGAUUCAGACUCUCAAAAAUGCCAAAUUUAUUUGCUUAAAAAGCUCACACGUCUGUUUUUUUUCUUCUCUUUAUAAUUUACGCUUCUCUCUCUCUCCUUAUAAUUUACCCUUCUCUCUUUAUCCCCAAGCAUCAACGAUGCUCUUUCUCCCUCUUUAUCAGUAAGCUAUUCAUCAAAUUCUUUCUUCUUGAACAGUUAUGGAACAAGCUAGUGAAAAUUCAAGAUUGACUUGGAGAUUGGAUGUAGUAAAAACAUUUUUAGAAACUUGUAUUCAAGAAGUGUCAUUGAAUGGGAGACAAGGAAGUAGUUUGAAGCCAGAUUCAUGGAACAAGGUUAAGGUUGUUCUGCAAACUUCUCAUGACUUUAUAGUCACACAAAAGAAGAUGAAGAACCAUUAUGAUUAUCUAAAAGAAAAAUAUCAAGCUUGGUUGCCAAUAAGUAAAAAGACUGGUAAUAUUUAUGAUCCAGCAACCAAUACCAUUCGAAUGUCUAACGAGGAGUGGGAUGAGUACAUAAAGGCUCAUCCAAAAGCCAAGACAUUGAGGAGUGCAUCUCUACCCUUUCCGGAACUUUGUACAACAUUAUUUGAGGGUUCUACUGCAACAGGCAUUCAUGGUUGGAGUCCAAGUUGUACAACUCCGCGGCCCUGUGCCUCUUCUGUAGCUACUAAUAUAGACAUAGAUUCACUUGAUGACAUUGAGGAUCUACUUGGUGACAAAAAUGAUGGAGCUUCUAAAGAUUUUUCCAUCUCAAUCUUCAAUUCCAACUGAAAAAAAGAAUUUGGGAAAGAAAAGAAAAAACAUAUCAUCCCGAUUAGAAAUUGAUGAGAAGAUGAGUGCUGCAUUGGAGUUACUGAUUAACAAAAACAACGGGCCUGAUGUUGAAGAAUGUACAGAAAAACUAGACAAGCUUGGAUGGGAAGAGCCAUUGUACUCUGCAGCUCUUAGUAUAUUUUGUGAAGGCGAUAGCUACACAAAAACAUGGAUGAAACUGAGAGGGGUCGACAAAUUAGAGAAUUAUGUCAGAACCAUGGGGAAAAAAUUGGGAAUUCUUUAAUUUUUCUAAUUAGCUAGUAUCUAUGUUAGAUGAAGAUUUUAUGGAAUCUAGUCUUUAUUUUUUUUUGUUUUUUAAUUAUAACUUCUGGAACUUUGUGAUAAUAUAUUAUGCUUAUGGAACGUAUUUUAUUGGUGAAAAUGCUACUUGUAUGUCUUGUUAUGCUUGAUGAGUAUAGAAUAAUUUUUAUAACCAUUGUAUACUUUUUUAUCUUGAUGAAAUACAUAGGUAGUUGUGCUUACGAUUGUGUAUUGUAUCUUUUUUUCUUGGUAAAACAGAUUCAACAUGGAUAUCGAUGAUCAAAUAUUAUGGUUGAUGAGCUUGUAUUGGCAGAGAAAUCGUUAUAGACUCAAGUAUGAUAGAAGAAUUAGAGAUUUAACAUCAUCUUUAUCUGGUCAAAAGUAUACAUUAGAACUAUUAUCUGGCUCUAAUCGACAAUGUAUAGAAUUGAUGCGCAUGUCACGUGAUGCAUAUGUUCGGCUAUGUCAACAUUUUAGACAUAAUGGAUGGCUCAUAGAUAGCAAACAUAUAUCUGUCGAAGAGAAGAUAGCAAUAUUCUUAACUAUUAUAGGACAUAACGAGCGUUACGUCGUAAUCAAGAGAAGAUUUCAACAUUCUUUGCAGACAAUUCACAAGUAUUUUCACGAGGUUCUUGAGGCAAUGAUGAAUUUUGCAAAAGAGAUGAUAGCACCUACAACAUUUAAUUCGAAUGUGAAUAUUCCUGGUGCUCAUAACAGGUUACGAAGAAUUUUUAAGGGAGCAAUAGGUGCACUAGACGGGACAUUAGUACAUGUUGUUGUUCCCGCUAAUCAACAAAUUGUUUACAGAGGAAGGGGAAAAGGUAAAUGCUAUCAGAAUGUUCUGGCAAUAUGUGACUUCGAUAUGGUCUUCACUUAUGUUUAUGCUGGAUGGGAAGGGGUAGCACAUGAUGCACGCGUUUUAACCGAGAUUGCAUCUAAUCCAGAUAAUGGCUUUCCAUUUCCUCCACCAAAUAAAUACUAUCUAUGUGAUGCGGCAUAUCCUAAUACUCGAGGAUUUCUAGCACCGUAUCGUAAUAUUCGAUAUUGGUUAGGAGAUUAUCGUCGUAGGCGUGCCAUAACGAAGGAGGAAAAGUUUAAUCAUGCUCAUGCACAGCUUAGAAACGUUAUCGAACGUUCCUAUGGAAUACUGAAAGCAAGAUUUCCUAUAUUGGACAAGAUGGCUGAUGUGGCGUGAUUUUACGCCACAAUCGACGCUUUUCAGCUAUAAGUUUUACUUGUUUUUAAGCAAGUAUAUGUUAUUUUACGUGGUUUUUAGUAUGUUUUAGGUAAUACGGGGUCCCUAGAGCCAAAGUGUGGAAAACAAACAAAAAAACUGCAAAACUGGAAACAAUUGGACAUUCUGGAAAAUUU